AGCAAAGAGCAUAUCAUCCCAGAUCAAAGAUCGUCUUAACAAAUCCCACGAUGCCUUUCUGACAGCACUCAAGCAACUGGAAAUGAAGCACUCGGGACGACUUACUAAGAUCGAAGAGGAGCGGUUGAAACUACGGAAAGUGCAUGCACCGAGAGUUGCCAAGGUUGCGCUUGAAAGCACCUCGCUAAAAGAUGUCAUACUUUAUGGUAUGCCGCAGAUGGGGCGAGAAAUCGGCCGUGGUCAAUACGGAGUUGUCUACUCUUGUGACUCAUGGGCAAGUUACCCCCUGUGCCAUAAAGUCGGUUGUUCCCCCGGACGAGAAACACUGGAAUGAUCUUGCUCUUGAGUUCUUCUACACAAAGAAUAUCCCCGACCAUGACAGAGUUGUUAUGUUACGUGGCUCUGUGAUCGACUACAGCUACGGAAGUGGUACUCCCGCUGUAUUGCUCAUCAUGGAUCGACUACAGAGAGAUCUGUACUCGGCAAUCAAACAAAAUCUGGACUGGGUCUCAAGAUUACAGGUUUCUAUCGAUGUGGUCGAGGGGAUACGGUUUCUUCAUGGUCAGGGCCUUGUUCACAGAGAUAUUAAACUGAAAAAUGUCCUAUUGGAUAAGGACAAUCGUGGGAAAAUCACAGAUCUUGGUUUCUGUAAGCCAGAGGCAAUGAUGAGUGGGAGUAUUGUGGGUACUCCAAUCCAUAUGGCACCCGAGCUGUUUUCGGGAAGAUAUGACAGCAGUGUGGAUGUUUAUGCAUUUGGAAUUCUGUUUUGGUACAUCUGCGCGGGAAGCGUCCGUCUGCCACAGAAUUUCGAACAGUGCGCCAACAAGGAACAGCUUUGGAAUUACGUAAAAAAUGGUUUAAGGCCAGAGCACUUGCCCGUGUUCGACGAUGAAUGUUGGGACCUGAUGUCGAAUUCUUGGGAGUGUGAACCAGCCAAACGCCCGCUGCUCGGGGAAGUGCAUGCUACACUCCAGGGCAUCUACGACAGAUAUCGAAACAAACCAGGCGGACCAACGAAAACAGCGAAAGAAUCCCCACCGAAACCGUUGACCCAAAAGAAUGUUAAAUAUAAAUUGAAGGACAAGAAGUGACUAUCUAACAGUAACAAGGCAGAUGGGAAAACCAAGUGCCUUUAUGGAACCAUUUUUGUCCAUGAUCAAUGACUUUGUGACAGACUUGUCUCAUAAUUUAAGGGUUUCAUGUUCAAAGCAGGGUAAAGGGCUUAGGGUUCUUCCAUUUAAACAUUAGGCACUUUUGAAUUAUAUAACCACCCUUUUGGGGUCCAAAUUAGUGAAAAAAGAUACCCACCCCUAUACUAAGAAAAAAUUGCCUUCACCCUGUGGGGGUAUAUGAAAUUGUAGCCGAUGCAAUUGAUACUAAUUUGUAGGUUUUUUUUCUAAUUUUGAUGCAAGUGUGCAAGCAAAUAUCAGCUGUAAAAAAGUCAUUAGCUCUCGAUUUCAGGGCUCAUCUUGGGCCCGUAUUCACAAAUGCCCAGGGACCAUGAUUACAAACAGUCUCAAGUCAAAGUCUAGACUAAAAAAGCGUUAUUAUGAAGGAACAAAAAAUCAUAUUUAUUACAUUUCUUUUACAAAAAAUAAGUAAAUAAUUGUAAAACAUUCAAAAAGUUAUAUAUUUCAGCAAAAUUCACCAUCAAUGUGUUGAUACUAGGAAAAUCACAAUGAAAUGAUGUUCUGCCAUAAGGAGUCUUGAGUCUUAAAUCUGACAUGAGACUGUUCAUAAUCACUGCCCCUUCCCAUGGCCCCAGGUAAUUUUGGCUUCAAUAACGAUUGAGUUUUGAAUGAGUAUAAACAAGAAACGAGCAUAAGCAACCAUUUACAGUGCUCCUGUUUUCAUUUUUAGUUCUCCAUAACCUCAUAAUUUUAAAUACACGUGACAAUUUUGUUAAUUGGGUUAUGUUUUAAAGGAAGGUAUUAUUGCAAUAUAGACAAUGUAUAACAUAAUGUAUAAUGAGAUUCAAUAUUUUAUUAAAUAAUAUGCACUGAAUUUAACAUUAAUGUGCUUUUCUUCAUUUCAUUCAUGUUUAGAGCUUUGGGCCGAUUGUUCAGAACUUCGAUAAAGUUAACAACAAGAAUUGCCACAUUGUUUUAACUUUUAAACUUUUACAAUAUGAUGAAUUGCUCACAAAUUAAAAUAUGAACAAGUACAGCUGAAACAGUUGUCUCAAAUCUUGUUAGAAAUACAGCAGAUCACAAGUCUAGUAAACGAUUUGAAAGUUCACAACGAGAACAUUAACAACAUUGUUAAAUGCUUUUUAGUAGUAGCUGUGAAAAUCUUAAAUCUGUUGUAUCAUCACAGAUGGUAUUGACUUAUUAGCAUUUGUUUCUUUCUGCUAUGUUUCAUCUUUAAUACAGAAUACAAUUCAUUUCAUACAAAAAUGUUGCAGAAUAAUAAAAAUAUGACAUUAAGCGGAUUUUACGCCUAAAAUCUUUCUUAAACCAGACUCCAGAUAUGUUAUCAAACUUGGCACACAUGGUACCAAAGCAUUCGAAACUCCUCAGCUAUUUUCCAUCAAAAACAACCCCGGAUGAAUGCCAGUUCAUCAGUAGAAGUAGUUUGUAACAUUUUGACGAUGAAAACAUUGACAACAUUGUUAACUUUAACAAAGUUCGAAACAAUUUACCCAGUGUUGGUUUGUUCUAAUAUGCUUGUAGUUCAUCAGUAUUGCACAUUUCAAAAAUGGCAUGAACAAUGACUUUGAAAAACAUAUACAUGUAUGCACCAACUGUUCUAAAUAAUUAUUAUCCCAUUAUUAACCAUUCAUGUAAUUGAGCUGUAAUAAAGGGAAAAGUAUGUUCUUGAGUGGUAAUA
Molecule: messenger RNA, 2829 nt
Organism: Mya arenaria
Lineage: Eukaryota; Metazoa; Mollusca; Bivalvia; Myida; Myidae
Product: dual serine/threonine and tyrosine protein kinase-like
Exons: 8
Coding region: 192-1091 (299 amino acids)
Biological process (GO): protein phosphorylation
Molecular function (GO): protein kinase activity; ATP binding
Source: RefSeq, a predicted model, not a curated record